AACACCCCGGAUCAACCGUGGGAGGACCAACCCAAACUCGCCUCGGCGUGAAAAAUCCCGAUGGAGCAAGUUCCACUGAAAGCUGCACUUGACUUUAGUCGCACUUAACUCCACCGGAGAAAACAUGUCUCGUUUCGUCCGCCGUAUUUUCGUUGUCGCCUCUCAACGCGCGACAGUCAGAUCAGCAAAGUUAGCGAGGAGGAUCCCCGUAUUAAUCCGUCCUGUGUCCACAUCUCAAGGUCUGCAGUCCCUCACACGUUACAGUGAGACUACAGACUGGCAUAAGAAACUGACCCCAGAACAGUAUGUGGUCACCAGAGAGAAAGGAACUGAGGAGCCCUUUAGUGGGAUCUACCUGAACCAUUUUGAAGUGGGGAUGUAUCACUGCGUUUGCUGUGAUGCUCCACUCUUCAGCUCUGAGGCUAAGUAUGACUCUGGGACAGGCUGGCCAGCAUUCAGUGAGGCUCAUGGCACAUGGGAGGGGGAUGAAAGCCACACCACCAUCAUUCGGCGCCCUGACAACAGCCUGGGCAGUCCUGGGACAGAGGUCCUUUGUAAAAAUUGCGAUGCCCAUCUUGGCCACGUGUUUGAUGAUGGACCGGACCCAACAGGGCAGCGAUUCUGCAUCAACAGUGUCGCCCUCACGUUUAAACCCAGAGGAAACAACAAACCUGAUGAGGAUGAUGGACUUGUGUAAAUCAUUAGGAAAAAAAAAAUAAGACCAGCUAAAUGACCUUCCCGUUUUUGUGUGCUGCAAUUUGUGUUGUGGGUUAUACUGAAAGUGAAUUAAGCCCAGUUUUAUGUUGAGAAACAGUGGAUAUAUGCACUGGAGAGAAGUCUACACACAGGACACACAGUAAAGGACAAAAGACGUGUUCUCUUCUAAUCGCAAGUGUUUUUACUUUUUACCGCUUUUUGUGUUUGUCUUAACUUUCUAAAGGACGUUAGUCUCAACGUUUAGUUUGGAUGAUGAUGAAAAAAGUGUUUUUAACAGCAUUGUUAUGUUUACCAUGUUUUCAUAUCUGAAAAAUGUCAAAAAUAUGCUUUGAUAAGACCUGUUGUUCUGCAGGAUCUCUGUAAUGACAUUGCUGUGUUUUGGGUUUCCUAGUCUGGAGCCACAUGUACGUAUUCAGCUGAAGUCUGUGCUGGAAAUCAUGCAAACAUGACCAAUCUUAUUAUUAUUUUUUUUUUAAUAAAUGCACAUCUUGAA
Archocentrus centrarchus (flier cichlid) is the source of this 1210-nucleotide messenger RNA. RefSeq names its product methionine sulfoxide reductase B2 (gene msrb2). The record is from RefSeq and is a predicted model, not a curated record. The transcript is spliced from 5 exons. NCBI's taxonomy places the organism in Eukaryota, Metazoa, Chordata, Actinopteri, Cichliformes, Cichlidae. Gene Ontology annotation, biological process: protein repair; response to oxidative stress. Gene Ontology annotation, cellular component: cytoplasm. Gene Ontology annotation, molecular function: peptide-methionine (R)-S-oxide reductase activity. Bases 125 to 697 code for a protein of 190 amino acids.